Molecule: messenger RNA, 2896 nt
Organism: Rhopilema esculentum
Lineage: Eukaryota; Metazoa; Cnidaria; Scyphozoa; Rhizostomeae; Rhizostomatidae
Source: RefSeq, a predicted model, not a curated record
CAUUGUUUGUGUGUUGGUAAGCAAUUAUUUGCUCAUAAACAAAUGCAGGCUAAUUCCUCUAUUUGCUUACCGAAUGUUAAUUAAUGUUUUCUAAAUCUUUGUGUUUACACCGGUGCACUUUCAUUGUAGCUCGCUUUGAGAGGUUCACGAUUGAAAAUGAAUUCAGCACUGAAUGUAUGCUUGUUUUUCAAACUAUUAUUAUUCCUUGCUCUGUAGAUUGAACAGUUACCCACCUGCCACGGCGUUUAAGUGGUUCCCUGCCUUCAGUGCAAGUUUGUGAUGGCGUUCAAGUAACACCGAUUUGGAUAGUUUAUCACAAAGGACUCAAUAAUGAUCGCAGUCAAAGUGUAUAUCGUUAAACCUUGUCUUCAAGACUACACUUAAAAAAGAAAGCCAUACUUGUCGGCUCCACCAAAAAUUCAUCACGUUGGAAUGCUUACGUACAACAAUACAAAAGCCCAAGAUGAUUAUUUGGUCAUAAUUGGGCCAGAAGGCUCUGGGCCAAAUCUCUACAAAAUAGCAACGAUAAUAUUGCUUUUCGUUGCUGCCGUCUCUUUGGUCGCAUUGCAGAUGUGCAGGAGAAGAUACUUUGUUCUUGUGUGGCACUGGAUUAUCUGCAAAAAGACAUUAGAACAUCCAGAAGCAGUAUCUGAAAAGAGAAAAAAAGUAGUUAGCAUAGAAUCCACGACAUGCCCAUCCCUGAGCAAGAGCGAUGACACAGGGCCUGAUAUGGUGGCAAAGGAGACUCAUUCUAUGCUGGCUUUGAGAAUCGAUGAUCACAUUGAAAGUCCAAGCAAUGGAACUAAUUUUAGAAAAAAAUUCAAAAGGAGUGAUGUCUACAGAGAACCUGGGAAAGAGGAAGAUCAGUUUGAAAAAGCAGGUCUUGCUAAUAGUUCUGAAGCAGCUGCUACUGCAGAUCAAAUACAAGCAAAACAACACGUGAAUGACCACGGAAAUGACGAAUUUCAAAAAGACGAGCAAUUAAAGUCUGAGACAAAGUUUCUCCAGUCGCAGAGACAACAACGACACCGGCGCAGUGGUGUAUGUUUAUCGAUGCUAGGUAGAAACAGUCUGCCCCAAACGUUGAAGGAAGUGAAUGCCGAUGGACAGAUGGAGCAAGCAAACGAUUUGCCACUGCUUCAAGUAAAUGGCAUCGAAUGUGAGGUGGAUAAAGAAUGCAGCGAGGCCAGCAUAAAGUCUGAAACAAAAGAAGAAGAGGAUGCAAAUGAUGAAGGACAAAUUCAGUGUUCCCUUCGCUUUGAUAAAGAGAGAAACACCCUUCUUGUGCAUUCGGUAACUGUGAAAGCAAACAUUGAUCCUGGAACACCAGGGUUUUUUGUCGAGGUGGCAUUGUUACCAAAGCAGAGGAUCUCAGCAAAAUCUCGUGUUUAUGUGACUACAGAUACGGAUAUCAAAACGACACUGAAAGAAACAUUUGAACUCAGCUGCCUCAAACCAGAUCUAGAGCAAAAUUCUCUAUUUCUGGCUGUCAAGCCGAUUUACUCUGAAGUUGUAUUAUAUGCAGAAACAGAUCUGAAGGACCUUUCUCUGAAUAAUGAAAGAGAGAUAAUGCUUGGUGGCUAUUUGAAAAGCAUGACGGCACAUUAUUCCUGAUGAGAUAGGCAGAUUUGGCUCUGGACAGGAGUGACAGACUUUGAGCACCCAAUGCAUUAUUCAGAAUCUUCAAAAGAUGUGAACUGAGUGGUCAAUGCGUUAAACAUUUAUGUAGCUUUAAUUAGUUUUCACCAAACACAGGCCUUACCUAUAUCGUGCUGAAAAAGCAUGCAUCAUGAAUUUGUCCAUCCGUGAUGCAGCUUGCUCUAGAUAAAAUGGCCAAUGUCUAAAAUACCUUCAAAUGCCUUUGCAAUACUUUUUCAUACCAUGAUGAAUCCGCUUGUGAAGCCAAUUUAGUGAUAAGCCCUUAUUUCAUUUUUAUAGGCAACUUUGGCUAUUGCUGAAGUAGCAAAAUAUCACCGAAUAAAAUUUUCCGAACAAGCAACUUCCAUUUUAAUUAUGUAUCUUAAUAUAUCUAGGUGUAUUCUUUGUGAAAUAGAUUCCAUAAUACGGCUUUAAACCAGUGCUCAAUUUCAGUUUUAGCCAGAGACAGCGGCAAGAUGCAAGACGGCAAAUUUUUGGCAAGUCCAAUAAAUCCUGUUAGAAGUUUUGAGCGUUCUCUAUACAUAAGCCCUUAACCUUUCUCUUUUUGCCCUACCAAAUGGCAUGCUUUAACAAAAGUGACUACUUUCCAUUUUGAACCAUAACAUUACAAGUAUCAUAGAUUGCCGCGAAUAUCACCCCACAGCUAAACCCAUAGUGACACACCCAUCUAUGGAAUAGUUUGGAACAUAUGCCUCUCAACAAUGAUAAACCAUGCAGUCAGUCUAUGCGCAGCAAUGCUUCAGAAACUAAAUGACCUCUAAUGUCAAACUUCCAUGCAAAUGGAGAUAUUCUACUCUGUAUAUUUAAUGAUGAAUUUAUAACUAGUAUGCUUGAACAACGUGUGCUCAGAUAUACAAUAGAGUUUUAUAUUUUAUUAUUUCAUGUCGUGUAACAUUUUAAAUAAUAACCCAGUCAAAAGAGCGCUUCUUCAUCAAAGAUCUCUGGAUCUUCUCUUACUUAUAAAUAUAGAUGUGCAUAUUCACUGAUUUGCCUUGAUGCAGCAAAGUUGAAAAACUGCAAUGCAAAUACGAAAACUGAGUUUUAAAAAUAGCUUUGAGAAAAGGAAAUGUUUUAAACUGACACUCUUCAGAGUAAAAAACGUCAGGAUAUUGAUCGAAAACUCUAGGCUAGGAAAUAAACUCUAGGCCCAGUUUAACAUACUCAGCUUACUCAGUUGUGGACCAAAUUAUGCCAAUCUAAAAAAUUGACACCAUUUGGCUCUUCCAAAGGACAAUCC